Pteronotus mesoamericanus is the source of this 2563-nucleotide messenger RNA. RefSeq names its product phosphotyrosine interaction domain containing 1 (gene PID1). Lineage: Eukaryota; Metazoa; Chordata; Mammalia; Chiroptera; Mormoopidae. The transcript is spliced from 3 exons. Gene Ontology annotation, cellular component: cytoplasm. Gene Ontology annotation, biological process: negative regulation of D-glucose import across plasma membrane; regulation of cell population proliferation; regulation of reactive oxygen species metabolic process. The record is from RefSeq and is a predicted model, not a curated record. Bases 246 to 899 code for a protein of 217 amino acids.
CUCGCAGCUGCGCCAGGACAGCCGGCGCGGCGGCCGUGCCCACAAGUUGCCGGCAGCUGAGCGCGGCGCCGCCCCCUCCUGCUCGCAGCCCCCGGCGCCCACCCCUCGGCGGUGGCCCGCUUGAGGACGCACAUCCCGCGGACACGCACCCCAGAUGUAAAGCGGGACCGCAGCCCCUCGCCCCCAGGCGCAUCCACUGAGUCUCGCCAGCGUCUGUCUCCUCUGCCAAACCCCGCGGCUGGAAGAUGUGGCAACCGGCGACGGAGCGCCUGCAGCACUUUCAGACCAUGCUGAAGUCGAAGUUGAAUGUCCUAACACUGAAAAAGGAGCCUCUGCCAGCCGUCAUCUUCCAUGAGCCCGAGGCCAUCGAGCUGUGCACCACCACGCCCCUGAUGAAGAGCAGGACUCACGGCGGCUGCAAGGUUACCUAUCUCGGUAAAGUCCCCACCACAGGCAUGCAGUUUUUUCCAGGCUGCACAGAAAAACCCGUCAUUGAGCUCUGGAAGAAGCACACACUAGCCCGAGAAGACAUCUUUCCGGCCAAUGCUCUUUUGGAAAUCCGACCAUUUCAAGUGUGUCUCCAUCACCUCGACCACAAAGGGGAGGCCACGGUCCACAUGGAUACCUUCCAGGUGGCCCGCAUUGCCUACUGCACCGCCGACCACAACGUGAGCCCCAACAUCUUUGCCUGGGUCUACAGGGAGAUCAACGACGACCUGUCCUACCAGAUGGACUGCCACGCUGUUGAGUGCGAGAGCAAGCUGGAGGCCAAGAAGCUGGCCCAUGCCAUGAUGGAGGCUUUCAAGAAGACUUUCCACAGUAUGAAGAGUGAUGGCCGGAUCCACAGGAACAGCUCAUCCGAGGAGGUUUCCCAGGAAUUGGAAUCCGACGACGGCUGAAGGAACUUAGGGAGCUUCAGCAAAGGCAGUAUUGGUCCAGGAAUUCCAGACCAUAGAUGAAUAAGCAACGAUUCACAUUUCAGAUGAGAGACUGCCAAACUAUUGGCCGACCAAGCUUUUUAAAUUCAGAAGAGCAAUUCUAAAUCUAAAGAAAUGUAUUAUUAAAGUAAUUACGUUAUGUUGAAAUCUGCUACUGCUGUGACUAUGAGGAGGGUGGGAGUAUGGAUGUUGGGAGUGCUAGACUCUUUCUCUCUCUUUCUCUCUCUCUCUCUCUCCCUUUUUUCUUCUCAUUCCCCAGUGCCUCCCGGUAGAAGAGCUCCAUGCUGAUUUUCACCAUUCUCAGGCAAAUACACUGAGGCUGUUAUUUGAUGGACCAUUCCAGUUUGCCUUAUGAAACCCAGCAAGAACGUUAGAUGCGCUUGUCAGAUCCCUAGUUCUCGGUGGGGGCGAGGGGUGAGUGCUGAUGCUGGUGUGGAAGUCGCAGGGCCAAAAGGAAAGGGUCGGGUGGAUUCAAUCCUGAGACGCCUCCCCCGUGGCCCGUUUCAGUCUCCUCUCAGUAAGCCAAUCAGCACAGCCUUCCCUGAGCUUUACAGCUAACAGCCUGAUAGUCGGCAGUUACUUCACAGUUAAAGAUAAUGCUUUUAUUUACAUAAAUAUAUCAAGUAGUACCCUCUUAUUGUAUUCACUUCAUCUAUUUUCUUAGAAUCCUUGCAACGACUAAUAACCCUUCCCUCCUCCUGCCCUGUCCACCGCCUUCCCCCUUCCCACCCAUGCCAGCGGCCCCACCGGGGCGAUGCUCAGCCUACGCUGCAGGACAUCACAUGCGAAGAAAAUAACCGAGCGGAUGAAAUCAGCCUUCAAGGCAGUCAGGCGUUUAAAACCACCACCACCACUACCACCGCAGAGACCUUGGAGAAAGGGAAUGAGUGAACAAAAAGUGAACCAACUCCAUGGAAGCUGUCCUUUUCUCAACCAGGAUGUCUGGUGACUUGUUUAGUUGAAGGGCCUGUUCGAGGCAUCCUGCCUGGCAGGCUUCCAGUCUGAUUUGGUGUCACCAAGGAAGCCUGCUGCCGUCACUCAACAUUGCGCUCCAAUGAGGUCUAUAAACUCGGCCUGUCUAGAGAACCUCUGUCCGUCUUGAUCUAAGGGGAAACCUGACCCUGCUCUCUUCAGAUUGGUAACACCUCAGGGUCGGGAUCGCCAGGGCGGUCACUGUUUCUAAUGAGAAGUUCUCACUAAGCCUGAGAUUGUUCAGUCUCAUGGGUCUUUUGAUGUCAUAAAUGCCUAGGGUCAAUAUUGAAUGAAAUUGAAAGUAUUUGUUAAAAUACAUACAUUUAAGGCCCAGAGCAAAUGGCUAGUUUCCCAGGUAAUGCUGCUCCUUUAGGAAAGUUCUGUUAAUCCCGGUAUUGUUAGGGGCACUGGGGCACCUUACAGAAGCCUUAAAUGAGAGCUGAUCGCAGCUGGAGAGCAAUGGUGUUGGCGUUUUGGUCUGUGUAUGUGUGUGUCCCUGUACACGUCUGUUUUGUGUCCAUGUGCCCCUGUGUGUGGGUCUGGGUUUAAGGCAUGUAGAAUUAGCAUGGAGUCAUAUUGAGGAGAACCCGCCUCUUGGAGAUAUGCUUGCUGCUUUCCGACACAUGUAAACUAUUCUUUAGCAUAAAUGCAUC